AAAUUUCGGUCGUUUAGUUUCAUUGAAAGCGAACAUGGUUAAUACAAUGUUAAUGGGUCUCGUGGACUGCUUUUCAACUUCUUUUCGGUAGCUCCAAGGCGAUAAGCUUAGGUCCAAAUCAGAAUUUGCAAACAUGAACAACGUAACCACCUUCUGCGUUGGAGUUCUACUACUCGUAUGUGCCGUCACUUCUGAGCUACUGUCGCCAUGCCCGAGGCUGUUUCGAUACGAAGAAAGGCCCCGGCGAAGAGGACCGAUGGUACGGAACCGCUGUAUUGAUGUCAGAAAAUAAACUUUACGGCGUCUGGUUCAAACUGUUUUUGGACAAACCUGCUACGCGAUUAGGCAACUGGUUCGGCGAAGUCAGAACGUACGACAACAAUACGCAAUUUUUAAUUUACAACUCGAAAUUCAUCCUGGAACCCAACGAGCCGCUGGUGGUAAACUUCUUCGUGGAUUACCAUCGGAACGAAACGGCUCCGCCGAAGCUGAUCAAUUUCAGAUUAAAUGGUAGGGAAAUGUGUCCUGAAUCUUUGGCAGUCCCGGCCCCCGUACCUCCGAGGAAGCUGUUCACAAAUCCACCCGCUAGCGAGGAAGCUACAACCAUUGCUGGAGGCAUUGUGCAAUCGCGGGAACCUCUUAUCGAGGCAACCAACGUGCAGCUGGAAGGUAAAAAGUCGAAAGAUGAUGAUCUCUGGAACGUGUUACUGAGGGUUGUCAGCGUGGAACGCGUCCGACGUCAGUCGUGACCGCCCCAGGGGACCGUUGACUUUAAUAAAU
Messenger RNA from Cylas formicarius (sweet potato weevil), 780 nucleotides. RefSeq lists its product as uncharacterized. The record is from RefSeq and is a predicted model, not a curated record. Bases 279 to 749 code for a protein of 156 amino acids. NCBI's taxonomy places the organism in Eukaryota, Metazoa, Arthropoda, Insecta, Coleoptera, Brentidae. The transcript has 4 exons.